This is a messenger RNA of Oppia nitens, 813 nucleotides long. RefSeq names its product serine/threonine-protein kinase Nek9-like. NCBI's taxonomy places the organism in Eukaryota, Metazoa, Arthropoda, Arachnida, Sarcoptiformes, Oppiidae. Bases 1 to 813 code for a protein of 270 amino acids. The transcript has 3 exons. The record is from RefSeq and is a predicted model, not a curated record.
AUGGAAGAAUUAACACCAAAUGAUUGGAUCAAAAAGAUUGAUAGGUUUUAUGUGUUUGACGACGAGUUAGGGGUUAAUAUGCUAUUUGUUACCAAAGAUGAUCGGGUCUAUGGAUUGGGUGCUAAUAUCAGAGGAUCAGUGGGUUUGGGACACAACCAGUGGGUGAGUGAACCACAAGAGAUCAUAGAGUUGUCAAAUAAAAAGUGUAUUAAAUUUAUAAAUGGAUUGGAAUUCAUAGUUUGUUUGACACGUGAUAAUUGUGUGUAUAGUUGGGGUUUAGAUAGAAAUGGACAGUUAGGUCAGGGAUGUGAUAGCAAUGAACAUAAGAAACCAAUGAUUAUACAAAUAAAUGACAACAAUUUGAUACGUGAUAUGAGUUGUGGUUUAUAUCACACAUUAGUUUUAACGCAUAAUAAUGAUGUUUAUGGUUGGGGUUGUAAUGAUUUCGGACAAAUCGGUAGCCGAGACACCACUUGUGAAUCAAUUAGUAAACCGGAAAAAAUAAAAUUUAAUGAAAAUUAUUGUAUAAAAUCUGUUCACUGUUUUGAAAACUCAUCGUUUGCAUUGACAAGUGAUGGACAGGUGUUUAGUUGGGGACGAAAUCAGUGCAAUCAUUUGGGUAUUAAUUGCAAUAAUCUAAUGAUAUGUAGACCACAAUUGAUAUGUAAUCUAUUGGACAUUACAUCCAUACAAUCGGGUGUAGGAAAAACAUAUUUCAGUAGUGAUUAUAAAAAUAAAGUUCAAUUAAAUCUAAUAAAUGGUAUGAAACAUCAUUUAUGUGUUCAAUGGAUGAUAUGGUCUAUCAAUUGUUAA